Molecule: messenger RNA, 969 nt
Organism: Symbiodinium sp. CCMP2592
Lineage: Eukaryota; Dinophyceae; Suessiales; Symbiodiniaceae
Source: the annotation of a GenBank genome assembly
AUGUCGAGAGCUGGACAAGCUGCCGGGAAGAAGGAGCUCCCUCCAGGUAUUCGUGCACGCUUCACGGAGAUCUUCGUAGACGAGGCAGUGCUGAGCGGCCGCUGUUGGAGUUCUUCACAGCUUCAUGGCCUAGAUCGCCGGUCUCGCAGCCCCAUGUCGGUCUCUCCGCCGAAGCCACGGCCGCUGCAAGCACACGAUCUGAAAUCCAAGGUCUUCGUCGUUCCCACAUGGUGCGAUAUUUGCAAAGGCGUACUGGUCGGCCAUGGCUUUGUCUGCGCAGGUCCUUGCCAGAUGAGGUGUCAUCGGGGACUCGGGGCCAACGGCGCCGAGAAUUGCAAAGCUGAGCUUCUCAUGAAGAAAUGCGAGGAGGUCGCCCAUGUCCAGGGACAGUACCAGUUUGGCGACGUUACGAAGCAGAUCUUCAGGAAUGAGAAACAGAGGAUCAAGGACCUGGUGGUGACAGAGUUUGUGAAGGAACAAGCGAGUUUCGGAAAGUUCGACAAGCUGAAAGCCUACUCAGAAGCUCUCCAGGAGUGGUGGGACGAAGAUCGGGUGGUUCGAUACAUGUUGCUAGCCAUUUUCUCGAUCGAGCUGGCGCUCCUCGUGAUCACUUACGGCUCAGUCUUUCUCUGUGCUUGGCCCGUCCACGGCGCAUCACGGGCGAGCCGAUUGGCCUGGCUGCAGGCGAUGUCCAACUGCACAUCGGCUGCCGUGUUCGAAGGAUUGCUGAUACUUCUGAUCCAUGUGCUCGCCACACAGCUCCUGGUCUACUCCGAUCUUGUACGCAGCUUUGUGCGUGAAAUACUGCAAAUAAAUCUCAGCGAACUACAGAUAGACGUGGGGAAAGCUGCUGAUGCUGUCACGAACAUCACAGUCCAUGGGCUUAAGACGACGGCUUGCGUCGCAUGCCUUGGGAUGGCGUUGUGGAUGAGGUCCGUCCAGCUGGUGUACGACAACAGCCAUCCAUGA